GUGUGGCAGGCAGGUGACACGCUCGUCAGAGCUGGGGCUGCAAGAGAGCGAGACUUUCUGCCUCCCCUCUGCAGGCUCUGCGUCAUUCUCCAGACUGGGCAAGCAGGGACAUCCUCAGCGGGGCUGAAGCUGCAGGAGGAGCCAAGUGACAUCCAUUGGGCUUGGUGUGCCAGGAAGAGCUGAGCCAGGGCAGAGAGGAAGCCGGCACAGGACAAGCCAGGUCCCUUCUGCUUUCGUGCGCCGUGCUGGGAGGCAGGAUGGCUCGGAAGAUGAGCAUUGAUGAGCUGGAGGACCAGCUCCUCUGUCCCAUCUGCCUGGAGGUCUUCAAGGAGCCCCUGAUGCUGCAGUGUGGGCAUUCGUACUGCAAGUCCUGCGUGGUGACACUGUCCUCGGAGCUGGACGGGCAGUUCCUGUGCCCUGUGUGCCGCCAGAGCGUGGACUGCAGUGCCUCGCCGCCCAACGUCACAUUGGCCCGUGUCAUCGAGGCGCUGCAGAGCCGGGGCGAGGCAGAGUCCACCCCGGAGUCCUGCCCAGUCCACCACAAUCCCCUCAGCCUCUUCUGUGAGGAUGACCAAGAGGUGAUCUGCGGACUGUGCGGCACCAUCGGCAACCACCGCCAGCACAAGAUCACCCCCAUCUCUACCACAUACUGCCGGAUGAAGGAGGAGCUGUCUGUGCUGCUAACUGACGUCCACCAGUGCAAGAGGAACCUGGAUGAACAAUUCAGCAGGCUCAUCAACAACAAAAUACGUAUUGCAAAUGAGGCAGAUGUCUUCAAGUGUGUGACCCGUAAGGAGUUCCAGGAGCUGCACAGGUACAUCGACGAGGAGAAGGACACCUUCCUGGAGAGUGUCGAAGGGAAGGCAACCCAGCUUAUCACCUCCAUUGAGUCCCAGGUCAAGCAGACGUCAGAUGCUCUGCAGAGGCUGAAGGAGAUGGAGAGCUCGCUGGAGAUGCUCAACAAUGAGAGCCAGCUUGAUUUCAUCCGGAAAUACAGCUCCUCCCAGUUCAGGUCAGAGCUUCCCAGCCUGCAGCUGGGCGAUGGCAUCUUCAGCCCCGUUUCCUUCAAGCCAUGUUUCCACCAAGAUGACAUCAAGAUGACUGUGUGGAAGCGCCUGCACCGCCGGGUUCUGCCAGCUCCAGAGAUGCUGAAACUGGACCCCGUGACUGCACAUCCUCUCCUGGAACUCUUCAAGGGUGACACAGUGGUGCAGUGUGGUCUCUAUCAGCGCCGGGACAGCAACCCCAAGCGUUUUGACUCCAGCAACUGCAUCCUUACCAGCAAGGGCUUCUCCUGUGGUCAGCACUACUGGGAGGUGAUCGUGGGCACCAGGAACCACUGGCGCAUUGGCAUCAUCAAGGGUACAGUCAGCCGCAAAGGGAAGCUCAGCAAGUCUCCUGAGAAUGGAGUGUGGCUCAUUGGCCUAAAGGAAGGGAAAAUCUACGAGGCCUUCAGCACCCCACGGGCCACCCUGCCACUGGCUGCCCGGCCUCAGCGCAUCGGGAUCUAUCUGCACUACGAGAAGGGAGAGUUGACCUUCUACAAUGCCGACAGCCCUGAUGAGCUCAGCCCCAUCUACACCUUCCAGGCAGAGUUCCAGGGCCAGCUCUACCCUAUUGUGGACCUGUGCUGGCCAGAGCGAGGGCCCUACUCCCUGCCCAUCAUCCUGCCCAGACCUGCCAUGAGCCAGCACCCCCACGUGCCGUACAAACACCCUGCCCCAGAGGAGCCCACCAAACUGUAGUCUGUCCAGCAGGAUGAACCUCUGGCCAUGGAAGACUAGGGCUUGCCUUAUUUCCUGGAGUGCUACCUCAGCUAUGGGAUGGACAUGGAAACAGGUUCUUUGGCCCUUUACGACAAGGAAGCUGUCACUAAGCAAAGCUGCCUGCUGUGCCACUUUUGGUGGGGAGGGGGUUCAGGCCUAGUGCCUGCCUUUGGUCCUGGCCCCAUGGCUAAUUCCUGCCACCUGUCUCUGCCCAAACACCAAUGGGCUGCUCUGGACCUGCACUGGUAGUCGGUCCCCCUCAUGCAGAGCAUGAUACAAAGGCAGCAAUGCUCUGCCCUGAUCACCAUGUCCCACCUGAACAGACCAAGACAGGCACUAGGGAAACCUGUGGCACGUUCAAAGAGUCUUCUGUUGACUGCAUUUCUGCUGGCUAUUGAUUAGUGACUGCUCUGGCCAAGGGAAAUGGCCUGCAGCUAUGCUACAGGGAAGAUGGCAGGCAAAGAGGGCCUACAGCAGACAAAAGUCAUUUUGUGGACAGGGUUGUUUGACGUGGAACCUGUUCUACUAGAGAACGAGAUUCAGCAACCCUGGAAGGGUCCUUCCAGUCUCCUCUAACAACAAAAUGGCGGUCCUGGUCUGUGAAUGCCCAUCCUCAACCUAACAAGCAGAACUGAAGUACAUCUGGCCUGCAAAGAUCUCCCUAUGGAAAUGAAUGCCGGACUAAAGAAGGAAAGCUGUAAAGCAUCCGGGGAGGGUCUUUGUUGGCCUGCCCUUCUUCUGAAUAAUCAGACUUUGCCUUAGGUGAGCUGGUUGCUGGCUAACACUGUCACUGCCUGAGGAAGCAGAACUGCAGUCAGACCUGAACAGGCCAUUGCGGUGGUCUGCAGGGGUUCAUAGGGCUGCUGGGAGAGGAAAAUGGGUGUCUUAAAAGCAGCAGCCAGAGAGCUAUUUGCUAGCCAGUGAGCAGCUGACGGGGCUGACACGUAUUAGCUGAGGGACUGUGGGACCGUGACGGCAGCAAGCCAGCCUGGCUAGGCAGGUCAUCUCUUCCGGCUUCUUAGGGAUGUUAGCUGGUGCUGAAAUCAGGGUGUCUCCCACCCAGCCUGAUUUGGGGUGACACACUGCACCUGGCAGGGCUGUGGGCAGCAGCACUGGCCAUGUGGAGGUGCUCACUGGGGGCGAGGAGGUGUGAAAAGAGCAGGACCAGGCACCCCGAUGUCCCAGGUGAGUCACGACCCAACAGGCUCUGCCUGCUACCCCUACAAACAGCCUGAGAGCAGCACUCCCAACAGUCUUGCCUCCCUCCAACUAGGCCCACAGGGCAUCUUUAUUCUGGGGAACUGCAAGGAACGUGAGACAAAAUAUCUGACACAGAGCACGCAUUUUAUUACCAGUUACUACGGAUUUAAAUGUUGCUGCUUUAGUUCUGAAAUUCAAGCAGUUCCAGUUCCUAAAUCACAGUAACCCAUUAAAGCUCUAAUGCAACAGACAUUACACAAUGCUUUCUUCUCCGUUACCAUGUCAGUCUGGCUGGAUCCUCAUAUAUUGGCAACUGGUCGUGCAUCUUUUACGGUUAGAUCUGCAGCAUCUUAGAAACAGAACUGCUUCCUAUUUUUACCAACCUUGAGAAGUUCCCAUCAUAUCUACUCCUCCAAAAGACAUGUGUUACAAUCUGAUUUCAAAACAAAACGACAUCACCUUGAGCGGCAGGACCCUUCCUCUUCUCAGCAUACAGGUGGCUCUGAAAAAUAUGCAAGUCAGAGGCAGUUUCUCAGAAAAAUACAAAGUAUUUUUCAAAGUAGCAAAGUAGCAUUUUUGAUUUGGUUCUUAUGUCACUGUAUCUCUGAUGUAAAAGCGUGCACCACUUAUCA
Dromaius novaehollandiae (emu) is the source of this 3598-nucleotide messenger RNA. It is a transcript of the gene TRIM50, whose product is annotated as tripartite motif containing 50. The record is from RefSeq and is a predicted model, not a curated record. Gene Ontology annotation, cellular component: cytoplasm. The transcript is spliced from 8 exons. The coding region runs from base 258 to 1745 and encodes 495 amino acids. NCBI's taxonomy places the organism in Eukaryota, Metazoa, Chordata, Aves, Casuariiformes, Dromaiidae. Gene Ontology annotation, molecular function: zinc ion binding; protein binding; ubiquitin protein ligase activity. Gene Ontology annotation, biological process: protein ubiquitination.